Molecule: messenger RNA, 500 nt
Organism: Gamsiella multidivaricata
Lineage: Eukaryota; Fungi; Mortierellomycota; Mortierellomycetes; Mortierellales; Mortierellaceae
Exons: 1
Coding region: 155-388 (77 amino acids)
Source: RefSeq, a predicted model, not a curated record
CACCCCGCUCCUUUUUUCAUCAGUUCCCUUCACUUCAACCAAAAGGGCACUGCAAGCCACACAGUGGAGAUAUCUCCAAUGCCCAAGAGCUGUGGAAAGCACAAUGCACAUCCAGAGCAUUUGAAGCUGUCCGCGAUACUGGUCCUGCCUUCUUAUGAGAAACACACCUGUCUUCCAUCGACAAAGGGCCUCGUCGACAUCAGAGCCAGCUUCUUGUGUCUCGCUCCAUAGCAUCGAAGACAUGCAGUUGUGCGGAUAUGUCGUUCCCGUACCUCUUCUAAAGCGCGUUCGUCAUCAGCAAUGGCGACAAUUGGCCCGCGGCAGCUUUUCGGAGACGUGCUUAUUAAGUAGAUGCAUGGUGUAUACAUACUACGAGGAAGUGUAUUAGUCUAUAUAUUAAGAACGCAGGCACGCGCAGCAGCAUUCCAUCGACAGGUGACUUGCCGAGGGAAACGCCCUUUGGAGUCGAGGUUCAUGGUGGCAAUGGACUCAUUCCUCCU